CGCACUUGGUAAUUCGAUCUCUGCAUCCCAAAGAUUAGGAAAUGAUCCCCUGAAGUUUGUGUUUGUUUUGACUCUUGUGUGGACUUGAUUCAGUUGGCAGAUACAAGGGUUUGUUCUUGAUUGAGAGAAUCUUCUUCUUAUGCAAGCUCCAGCAUAUUGAGCAGGAUCAAUUCGAUCAGUACCGGGAGGGACAGAGAGGGAGCUUUCUGAGACGGAAAAUCGGGUGAUUACCAUGCUCGCGGUCGACAUGGCCCAUCAGUCCCUGUCCCUCACCUCGCACCGUGAACUGACCAGUAGCAAGCUUGAAUUGGACCCUGAAGUGGUCCGGGGGUUACUCCAAAGCCAACGGGACAAGUGUGACCAGGACCUCUUCGGCCUCAUCGAAGAUUACUUUGAGACGAGCAACCAGACCUCAAAUUUCUUUGUUGCCCUUGACAAGUGCCUCGCUCGGGCUCGGGACAGCCGGCUGAUACUCAUGAACGCAGUGAGCUAUUUCGAGGAGGAAGCAGAGAGGGAGAAAAAAAACGGACUUGAUCUUGAAGGGAUCAAGUAUGCUAAUACACUGAGAGAGCUCGAGAAGUUUAAGACGGCCGGGGACCCAUUCGGUGGUGAGUUCUCUGGGCUUCUGCAGUCAGUGUCAGACCGGCAAUCUGGCCUGCAGAAGCAGCUUCGGGAGCGGAAAGAGAGAGUGGCAAAAAAAUUGAAGUCUGCUGAGACUGGGAGGAGGGCGUCAAAUGUCCUAUUCGUAGCUGCCUUUGUCUCGGCCCUAAUCCUCUCGGUCGUGGCAGCAGCAGUGGGGGCUCAGCCAGUCAUUACGGCUCUCGCGGGCGUGCUUAUUAUGCCAAUUGAUUCAGUGGGGAAGUGGGUUAACUCUCUUUGGAAGAAGCGCCAGAAGGAGCUGAAGUGGGAGAGUGAGUUGCUCGGUCUAAUGGAAGCUUUCACUUUCCUCGACGUGGAAAUUAUUCGGGUGGUCGUGGAUAACUUGGAAAACAGGAUUAAGUAUCUGAUGCAAAAUGCUGAAUUAGCCCUCGGACGGGAUGCGGCAGUGAGGCCUGCGGUGGGUAAGAUCGAGCGGGAGACCGAGUGGUUCACGAAGACUGUGGAGGAGCUCGAUCAACGGAACCACAAAUGGAGUCAGGAGAUUAGGAUUUUUCUGACGUUCCUCUUGCAGAAGCUGAUCUUUAAAUCCAAUGAUGACUAGAUAAAUUUUUUUUUUCUUUCUUUGGUGAAAAAAGACCAAACAUGCUGCUGCAUCUGGAGGAAAAGAACGUGAUUGCACGGAUGCAAGCAAAGGGACAUCAGAUGAAUCCAAGUCUCCCCUUUGAGAUUAUUCAAUGGGUGAAAGAGGAAGUUGCCGAUUUUCGAAUGUUGGGCAUUCCUCCAAUUUGAAGGAAGUUGGGCUCAAAUCGUAUAGACUUUUAUUGGGCUUUAAUAUUCUCAAGGACCCACCUUUGUGAAGAUUAAUUUCAGCAAAAGAGCUGAGCAAAGAGUGGAGUGGAAAGUGACAAGGAUCAGCAGAGAACAACGGCAGAGUACAGAGAAGAAGCAGAGCAGAUUUUCAAUCCGACUAGCUAGAGAUCAAACCUCGAUCGGGACGUCAAACGAACUCUGACCGGGAUGAAUUUUUGGCAACAGCUUCAUGACGUGUGGAGCUACGUUCCGAAUGGUCAGAAUUUCUAUUCGAACUCUGUAGGUAUUAUUUCAGCUGAUUUUGUAAUCUACCGGUUGUGGGUGACGAAUUUUGAUUUUUUGAUGAUCUAAGAGAAUCUGUCUCUUAAGUUUGGUGAUCCAAGGAUUUGCCCUUGAUGAAAAACAUUGUGUAAUCUUUAUUGAUAGUGGAUCAUUGAUUCGAAGUCGAUCCUGUGAUUUUUUCCCA
This is a messenger RNA of Punica granatum (pomegranate), 1876 nucleotides long. NCBI's taxonomy places the organism in Eukaryota, Viridiplantae, Streptophyta, Magnoliopsida, Myrtales, Lythraceae. The record is from RefSeq and is a predicted model, not a curated record.